AUGUCUCGUACUUACUCGUCUGACUCGUCGCAGUCGACAGUGGCCACGCUUUUCGCGGGCCCCGGGAGAGCGUCUAACGACACGCCAUCGAAACUGACUUCACACCUCCAGGAUAAUGUUGGAUUUCGCUUUGUUCUCGACAACACAGUCCAGACACUCUCAAGCUACGAUGCGCCGAAAUCCGGUGCCAUCUCGGGUCUCUUAUUCGUCCCCAGUCUCGAGCCCAAAGACCCAUGUAAUUCAAUUACUUUACCAUGGGUGCCCUCAAAUGUGACACGCCAUGAAGAUGUCUGGCAGUUCGGAUAUCCCAUUCUCGGCCUGGCCCCUUGGGUGAAUGUCGAGUGCACAAAAUCCUUCUUGGCUGCCUCGGAGAAAGUUGGAAUACAAGCCCUCAUCUUUUUCCAGCCCUCCAGCAACGAGACGGGACUACCACCGCCACCCAACGACGAUCUGUGGAAUUUGAAUGAUCGGGAUGCAUGGAAAUCCGACAACCACUACCCCGUCUAUGCGAUCCCUGGUCCGGCAGGUGAAACACUGAUGCGCGAGCUUUCUUGGUUCUCGGAUGGUGGGAACAGGAACAAUAUCAGCAACAGUAGCCAGCCGUUCAUGGAUAAUCAUGCGGAGGAUAGUAGGCUCUUUGCCAUGAUUGACAUCACAAGCCAGAUGCCGAGUCUCUGGGGGUUCAUCCUGGCUAUUUUGGGAACUAUCCUGGUGCUGACUCUGAUCAUCCUGGUUCUCUACCGUCUUUUACAGCGACGGCGGCGGAAUACGCUCCGCAGACGUAUCGAUGCAGGCGAAGUCGACAUCGAGUAUCUGGCGUUGAAUCAAAUCAAGGUUCCUCGCAAUGUCGUCGAAGAACUGCCGCUUUACACUUAUCCCAGCAUCGAAUCACCCCCGGCGGCGACACUGGCCAAAAACAAUACGCACUCUGGUGUGGCUGAGGUCAAUGGUGACCUCGAAUACGCCACAUCCUCCGUUGAGAACGUGGACGAUGCUAGUCUAAAGAAGCCUAAGCCCGCGGUGAUCAGCUCAGCCGCACAGACUGAGCCUGAAGACCCGAAAGCCCAUUAUCGACUGAGCCACACGCAAACCACCUGCGCGAUUUGUCUUGAUGAUUUCGUGGUCGGGGAAUCCACGGUCCGGGAAUUACCUUGUGGCCACAUAUUUGACCCCAGCUGCAUUGACCCGUUUCUCAUGGAGAACAGCAGCCUGUGUCCAUUGUGCAAGAAGAGCCUCCGUCAGCUGAACGCCAUCCACCGUGCUUCGCGUCCCUCCCGCCCCGACAAGGCCCGCCGCCUCGGCUACAAGGCCAAGCAGGGCUAUGUUAUCUACCGCAUCCGUGUCCGCCGCGGUGGUCGCAAGCGCCCUGUUCCCAAGGGUGCCACCUACGGCAAGCCCACCAACCACGGUGUCAACCAGCUCAAGUACCAGCGUGCCCUCAAGGCCACCGCUGAGGAGCGUGUUGGCCGCCGCUGCGCCAACCUGCGUGUCCUGAACUCCUACUGGAUCAACCAGGACUCGACCUACAAGUACUUCGAGGUCAUCUGCGUUGACCCCCAGCACAAGGCUAUCCGCCGCGAUGCUCGCAUCAACUGGAUCUGCAAGCCUCACCGCGAGAGCCGUGGCCUCACUGCCACCGGCAAGAAGUCCCGUGGCAUGAACAAGGGCCACCGCUACAACAACACCAAGGCCGGCCGCCGUCACACCUGGAAGAUCCACAACACCCAGAGCGUGUGGCGUUACCGUUAA
Penicillium riverlandense is the source of this 1749-nucleotide messenger RNA. RefSeq names its product 60S ribosomal eL15 domain-containing protein. Gene Ontology annotation, cellular component: ribosome; cytosolic large ribosomal subunit. NCBI's taxonomy places the organism in Eukaryota, Fungi, Ascomycota, Eurotiomycetes, Eurotiales, Aspergillaceae. The transcript has 5 exons. Gene Ontology annotation, molecular function: RNA binding; structural constituent of ribosome. Gene Ontology annotation, biological process: cytoplasmic translation. Bases 1 to 1749 code for a protein of 582 amino acids. The record is from RefSeq and is a predicted model, not a curated record.